Molecule: messenger RNA, 2118 nt
Organism: Episyrphus balteatus (marmalade hoverfly)
Lineage: Eukaryota; Metazoa; Arthropoda; Insecta; Diptera; Syrphidae
Gene: Su(H)
Product: suppressor of hairless protein
Exons: 5
Coding region: 267-2045 (592 amino acids)
Biological process (GO): regulation of transcription by RNA polymerase II
Cellular component (GO): nucleus
Molecular function (GO): RNA polymerase II cis-regulatory region sequence-specific DNA binding; DNA-binding transcription activator activity, RNA polymerase II-specific
Source: RefSeq, a predicted model, not a curated record
UAGUUUUAAUUUAAAAGAAAAUUAAAUUUUCUUCAAUAUUGUGCCAAAGAUUUUUCCAUCAAUAAUUUGCCUAUAAUAAAUAUUUUGUAUGAAACAAAAAAUAAUAACUGUGAUAUAUCAAAAAAAAAAUACAUAAAUGUUGCUAAAUAAACAAUCUUCUAUUCGGUGUUUUUUUAUUUUUUUACAAAUUGCAUUUUCUUGUUUAUUAUCUCGUCUAUUUUGAGUUGUGUUUUUAAUUCGUUUUGAUUUUAAACAAUGUGGAUUAAAUGAAGAGUCUAGGAUCAGACAAUUACACAGACGCCAGCGGAAUGCCUCAUUUUGGUUUAGGUGGUGGUGGCGGCGGAGGAGGCAAUGGCGGCAAUGGUGGCUACGCACAAACUCCUCCAAGUCCGCCACAACAUCAACAACACGGUGGCAAUGCUCUAUUGCCACCAAGUCCGCCACAACAUCAUUUGGGUUUAAUGCCGGCUGCCAGGAUGGCUGGCGGCGGUGUUGGCAAUGUUGUUGUUGGUGGAGCCGGCCUUUUGCCAAGUGGAUCUGUGGUCCCGAAUUCAAUUUAUAGGCCACACAUUGAGGACAAAAAGCUGACGAGAGAUGCAAUGGAACGAUAUAUGCGCGAGCGAAAUGACAUGGUUAUUGUUAUAUUGCACGCCAAGGUCGCUCAAAAAUCCUAUGGCAAUGAAAAACGUUUCUUCUGCCCACCCCCAUGCAUAUAUCUCUUUGGUAGCGGCUGGCGUAGACGCUACGAAGAGAUGCUACAAAAAGGCGAUGGCGAACAAGGUGCUCAACUUUGUGCAUUCAUUGGUAUUGGCAAUUCAGAUCAGGAUAUGCAACAACUUGAUCUAAAUGGAAAACAAUAUUGCGCCGCCAAGACACUAUUCAUCUCCGAUUCGGACAAACGAAAACAUUUUAUGCUCUCGGUAAAGAUGUUCUAUGGAAAUGGCCAUGAUAUUGGAGUAUUUAAUUCCAAACGCAUCAAAGUCAUAUCGAAACCGUCCAAAAAGAAACAAUCUCUGAAAAAUGCUGACCUUUGUAUAGCGAGUGGGACAAAUGUGGCGUUAUUCAAUCGACUUCGAUCGCAAACUGUAUCAACGAGAUAUUUACAUGUGGAGAAUGGCCAUUUUCAUGCAAGUUCCACUCAAUGGGGAGCAUUUACGAUACAUUUAUUGGAUGAUAAUGAGAGUGAAUCUGAAGAGUUUCAGGUUCGUGAUGGUUAUGUGCAUUAUGGUGCUACUGUUAAGCUAGUGUGCUCAGUCACCGGAAUGGCUUUGCCACGUUUGAUCAUUCGCAAAGUUGACAAACAAAUGGCACUAUUAGAAGCCGAUGAUCCUGUUUCGCAGCUUCAUAAAUGUGCAUUCUAUAUGAAGGACACUGAUCGGAUGUACCUGUGUUUGUCUCAGGAGAAAAUUAUACAAUUCCAAGCGACGCCAUGUCCCAAAGAACCAAACAAAGAAAUGAUAAAUGACGGUGCCUGUUGGACAAUCAUUUCGACUGACAAAGCUGAAUAUCAAUUUUAUGAGGGAAUGGGACCUGUUUCUUCCCCUGUGACGCCGGUGCCAAUUGUCAACUCUCUCAAUCUAAAUGGUGGUGGUGAUGUUGCAAUGUUAGAGUUAAGUGGUGAUAAUUUUACUCCACAUUUGCAAGUGUGGUUUGGUGAUGUUGAAGCUGAAACAAUGUAUCGAUGUACAGAGACGCUGUUGUGUGUUGUACCAGAGAUUUCACAAUUUAGAGGCGAAUGGCUCUGGGUUCGCCAGCCAACACAAGUGCCUAUCUCUCUAGUUCGAAACGAUGGCAUCAUUUAUGCCACUGGACUAACAUUCACUUACACUCCAGAGCCUGGACCACGUCCACAUUGCAAUCAAGCCGAAGAUGUUAUGCGUACGAGACAUAAUAACAAUAACAUCAGCACAAUGAGUAACAAUAAUGCUUCGAUGAAUAACCAUCAUCAGCAACAGACACAACAACAACAGCAACAGCAGCAACAACAUCAGUCUUUGCCGUCUAUAUCCGAUGUCCAAUGGAAUACACAUGGUGGGCUUCCUUGAGAUUGUCGGCAACAAUCCCUGGCAUUUUUCCUUAUCUCGAAUUUGAAUUUACUAACUGAAAAGUAUUUUUAUA